This is a messenger RNA of Amyelois transitella, 4603 nucleotides long. RefSeq lists its product as uncharacterized. The record is from RefSeq and is a predicted model, not a curated record. Lineage: Eukaryota; Metazoa; Arthropoda; Insecta; Lepidoptera; Pyralidae. The transcript has 3 exons. The coding region runs from base 228 to 731 and encodes 167 amino acids. Gene Ontology annotation, cellular component: Golgi apparatus; ciliary membrane. Gene Ontology annotation, biological process: negative regulation of smoothened signaling pathway.
GAUGUUACGUGAGUAUCUCUAGUUUGUGGUACUAAUACUAUAGGCACAAACUGAAUAGAGAUUAUUGGAACAAAAUAAAAACAACAUAAACAGCACUUAUUUGAAAUCAGUAAAUAGUUUAAAAAACACCUAAAUUGCUCUCUUUCUAUUAAAGAAUACUAACAGUGAUAUAUGAAGUAUAAUGCUUAUCGUAUAAGUUGAAUUAGAAUACUGUACACAACAACGAAAUGGAUAAACUAACAGUGAUAUCAGGGACACUCUUCAUGGCUGCAGAUGUUUUUGCAAUAGUAAGCUUAGCUAUGCCUGACUGGAUAAUAACGGAUGUCGGAGGUGACACACGCCUUGGUCUAAUGUGGUCUUGCAUAACAUUGUACAACAGACCACAAGUUUGUUUCACUCCAGACCUGCAGCCCGAGUGGCUGCUUGCUCUAAUAUGUAUAUUUAUUGGUUGUAUUUGCAUAACAACAACAGUAAUACUGCUUGCAUCAAGUCAUUUUGAUAGAAAUGUGAUCUCAUAUGCCCGUUGGGUUGGAUUUGCAGCAAUGGUUGUUUUCUGUCUUGCUGCAGUGAUUUUCCCUAUGGGCUUCCAUGUAGAUGAAAUUGGAGGCCAGCCAUACCAACUGCCUAAUAGCCACCAAGUGGGAAUUUCAUACAUAUUAUUUGUUCUCUCACUUUGGAUAACAGUGAUAUCAGAAUUGUUUGCUGGAAAGGUUUGUCUCCCACAUUUUUAAGAGUCAAGAUAUUCCAACACGGAAAUAGUAUCAAUUCAACAUCAAAGGAAAAAAUAUGGAAACUUAUAAAUAAUAAAAGUAUUUUUCCUUAGAUAUAAAAAAAAUAUAAAUAUAACCACCUGCCUAGGCAAAACAGGAAUCUGUUAUAUCUGGUUCUCUAGAGGUAAGGUAUAUUUAAGAAUAAAUUUAAUGCAAUUUAUCAAUGUAAUAAAAAAAAUUGUUUUAUUUAUUGGUUUGAAUAAAAUUUACAAAAUUUUAAAAAUAUUAAGAGUAAUUAUCCCUGUAUGUAGGGUAAAAUAAUAAAAAAUGUAUGUCAAAAAUUGUAUAUUAAUAGACCAAGACAGCCAAGCAAGAUAGACAAGCCAAAUUCGUACCAUGAAGCAAAAUGUGUUCGCUCAUGGCUGAAGACGCGUAAAGGCGUCACUUUAAUGAGUGGCGGCUGACGCACGGAGGCGUCACAGAAGAUUUGUUAGCCGCCAUGUGGAAAAGUCUUAAAAAGUGUGGUACGCAAUGAAUCGGUUAUGAAUGUCAUUGAAAUGUAUGAAUCCGUCGCUUUUUUGUGCCAAUUCGAAUUUGGUCGGUUAGCUAGUAAUUGAGGUUAUGUUUUUUUUUUUUGUAUAUGUCGCAGGAAAAUGAAGUAUCUAGAGAUUUCGCGAAAUCCCUAGGGAUGUCACGAAAUCACGGCAUAUGUUGAAUAUUCUUAUUUACGACGCCUUCUUACUAAAAUAGUCAGUGAAAUGUCGUUUCACUAAAUUAAAUCUAGUGAAAUGUCAGAAAUAUGGAUACCUCCGAGUAAAAAUCGUCCAUUGUAUAUAUAACGUCCAUGCUCCUUACAACAAAGCGGUAGGCGAUGGCACCGUGUGGUUUUAGUGGGUUCAAGCCCCACAAAACCCGUCCGGCUUCCCGUACCCGGCCGGGUAGACGAAGGUCUUUCCACACGUAAAAAAAGCUUAGGUUAGGUUAAUAAUUAUGUAAGUACUUUUAAAAGGACUUAGCACGAACCUUUUUUAUUCUUUAUUUCACUAGAUUGAGAUGAGUGAAAUUAUAUAUCACUAGAUUGAAAUAGUAUUUUGUCAUAUCACUAAUAAUUUUUUAGUAAGAAGAUGUAUUAAAUAGGAUUAUUCACCAUCUUCCGUGAUUUCGUGGUAUACCUAGGGAUUUCGUGAAAUUUCUGAUAUCCUCAUUUCUCUGCGUCAUAUAUAUCUAGAUAAAUGCGCAUUAUCUAGAGCUGAAAUUUUCAGGACAUGUAUUUCUAAGUAAGUAUUAAUUUGUUGUGUACAUAUAUAUCUUUGGUUGAAUAGGUUGUUAGUCAAAGUUAAAUUACUGAUAGAUGCGUGAACGAACUUUCCUGAAACUUAUUAUAUCUGUUAAGAAUACCAAGGCGACCUAAAUGCAGCUUUCAGUAAGCUUCUUAGUGCUUCCGUUUAAGCGCUAGAAGGCUUUAUCAAUUACUUCUAGGAUUUCCGAUUACUCUUAAACAGUAGAUUAAAUUAGCACUAUUAAUUACCUAUAUGUUUAAGCCAAGGUCGCAUAUUCAAUGGUUUCCGAGAUACAGCUUUCUGCAAAACGUGACUCCAGCAGGAAACUAAAUAACUCUAAAACCCUAUGGCGCACAAAUUAAAUUUUUGCUGCACUUUUUUUGCUGAAAUAUAAGCUAUCUGCUGAUAUUCAUUACUUGCUUCUCCGGCUCCAGGAGGAAAAAUCUUCCUGCUGGAACAGCGUUUCUCCAGCAGAAUUUGUUUUUUCUGUUUAUUUCCGAAACGGUUAUGUGCACAAAUUUUAUAUUUCGCGCACAUUUACACGAGAUAAUGCAUUAAUUAUUUAGUAUACUCAGGAGGGUCUAGAACGAAACUUCCUGCUGGAGUCACGCACACGUUUUUGGCGGGAUGAAAAGUAAAUGUUCUUUAUGGCAUUCGUAUUAGUUGGGAUGAAGAAUCGAUGUAUCGACGGUAUAGAUUUGCGAACUGUAUAAUUCUCACGUGGCUAACAUAAGUUUGAGACAUUCUCGUAGUUGAUUAUGUGGGUACAUAAAUAACAGAAGUUAGAGUUAAAAUAAUGUAAUAAUAUUUAUGUGACAUUCUGCAUGCAUGUAUUGAUAUAAAUAAAAUUAAAUUUACGAUACAUAUUUACAUAAAUCUUGCAGGACGAAAACUAAAACAACACUUUAAAUCCGUUUAGUAACAUGUAUUGAAUUGUCUUUUGUAAGUCUUGCACUGCUCAUUGUUCAUAUUCACACUAAAACUCCCAACUCUGUUAUCACUUCACAUUGAUGUAGAUUCCUUCCGACGAAUACUGCCUCUAAUUUUCAAUUGAAUAUCUGAAGUUGCAAUGUGUUUUGUUGUUUUGCCGCCUCAUCCUAGUUAAGCUGAUCAAAAUAAGGUGAGCAUAAUAUGUGUCUGGGAACGACAAGGGUCAAGCGUCGAAUCCUGUGGCCGCGGUAGCUUGUUACAUCACCACGCAACAACAUGCUACAUAUACAGGACGGCUGUCUAACAGAAAAUGUUAAAUAUUAGCAAUUGCUGGGAGGCUGGCUUUGCAAUCGAUUUGAGACUGAUUGCUGCCAAUGUAAGUGAGAGGAAAAUGAUUUAAGAACUCUAGUGCCUUAGCGCUGGAUUCAAACGCCAACUCUCGAACGAUGAAGUCCACAGGUACUGACUGCCUGUAGCUGCACAUAUAAAGAAAUAUUAAUACAAACACAAUAAAUGGACAGUUGAUGAACCUGGAACUAAACGCACAUUAUUGUUGAAAAAUAAAUAAAUAUACCUACUGACUAAAAUUGAUUUUGCAUGUUGUGUUAAUAAACUAAAAUAGAUAAGUGAGAUAUAUACUUUUUGAGAUUACAGAUUAAAAUUAGCACUACUUAUCCAUCCAUCCCUGUGGUUAGAAACAUUCAUUUCUUAUUUUAAAUUUUAAUUCCCCUCAGCAUCGAUUAUCGAUUGACAGGUCGGUUGUUUACAAACAUGUGUCAGUUAGUGUCAAAUUACACCGUGUUUAUCCGGGUACCUACUUUUAAGAGAUCUACAUAGUCAAUUUAAUUUAAUGAACAAACUGAACCAACUGGAUGUUAUUUGAUUUAAAAAAUUGUUAUUUCUUGUAAUGUAAGUGCACGAUAUCAUUAUCUAUUAUCUGAGACCUUGCCCGCGAAAUUAUAGCCUAUGUUAACCUCAUAUCUUGAUAUAACAAAUUAAAAAUUAUUAUAGCGGUUUUAGGCAUGUAAAAGACAGAUACUUUUUAAUUUAAAAUUAUAGUAUGGACAACCUGUCAAUAACUUUGAAUAAAAAUACAUACAUAAAAACACUCCUCUUUCCCGGAGGGACAGAAGGAGACUAUAUAUAUCCACUUGCCACGAUCUCUGCAUACUUUCUUCGCUUCAUCUACAUUCAUAACUAUUUUCAUGCAAGCUCGGCGGUUUCGGGUACUCUUGACCUGACCCAUUACCAGGACAUCCUUAAUUUGAUCUCUCCUCCCUCCACACUCUCCUUGUAUAUCUGCUUAGUCAACCUGCUUUCAUUCAUCCUCUCCACAUGACCAAACCAUCUUAACAUACCCUUUUCUAUUCCAGUAACUACAUCUUCUUUCACCUCACAACAUUCCCUUAUCACGCUGUUCCUUAUCCAGACACUCAAUUUCACACCCAUCAUACUCCUUAACGCUCUCAUUUCCACUGCAUUUAUUCUGCUUUCAUGCUUCUUUUGCCAUUUCCAACUUUCACUUCCAUUCAUUAAUGUUAGGACCAACACACCCUUAUGCACAGCCAGUCGAGAUAAAAAUAUCGGUCAAAAUACCUCUAAUAUCUCAGUGAUAAUUUAAAAUGGAGAUAUAUUUAUGUUUCAAUUUAAAAUACUUAUACUAAAUAAUAAGCAUGCACGAAA